AUCCAGCGGACGCCCGAAGCCCGAGGGAAUCACCAGGCGGUCCUCGCCCAGACACCGGACCCGGGGGACUUGAAAUACGGACUCCAGAAGUGGCGAGCACGGUCAGGACAAGUUUCUCGUGGUUUGAAGAGGUCCUGAAACUCGUUUUAAUCAUCCUUUCCUCUCCUGUUUUAAAUAAGUUUAUUUAGACAAUGAAAAAAAAAAGCCUCCUGGAUGACUGUAGGUUUGUAAAUAGAAUCUGGAAAGUUUUGCAUGGUUUGGUUAUUUGCUUAUGCGUAUUUAUUAACCUGUUAACUCCAACUAGACAGCAAAUUGACAUGUAAAAUAUUCUUUGAGGAACAUUACAAGUUCGCUGCUGCAUUCAGGUAUUGUUAUUUAUCAGCUUAGUUAGCAUCUGUCUGCCAAAGUGGUACCAAAGCCUGUCCCUUGGCGACGGGUCUUGCAUGUGACACUCUUGCCCUCUAGUGCCUCACCAGCUUGGUAGCAGUUUGAUGGCUAAUAUUAAUGAGAUGUUACAUAACACAUGGCUACUGGGCCUGAACUGCUACUGCUGCCACUUGUAAAGCCAAAAGCCUGAGCCGGUGGUGGUGGAUACUGCUGUUUCAGUUUCUUUUCUAUUGAAACUUUCUCAAGCGUUUUCAGCUCUUUCAAUUUUAAUUCCAGGCUAUAUUUUCUGUGAGUCCUGAUCAAGCGAUACAAAUGUGCUGCAAUGGUUACAUAAAUUAUUGACUAAGACUGGAAAAGUAUCUGAAACACCGUCUUUUCUUUUAUUAUUUUUUUUAUGGUGCUUCUAUUAGAACAGUCUGAGCAAACUAUAUACAACAUGAGUUUUAUCAUGAAGCUGCACAGACACUUUCAAAGGACAGUGAUUCUGCUUGCCACAUUUUGCAUGGUGAGCAUUAUUAUUUCUGCUUACUACCUGUACAGUGGCUACAAACAGGAAAAUGAACUCUCUGAGAUGGCUUCUGAAGUAGACUGUGGUGCCUUCCAGCACCUACCAUACAGGUUGAUGGAAGUGAGGACAACGAAGCUUUCUGAUGCCUCGAGGACGGAGCCCACAGUCCUGGUGUUUGUGGAGAGCCAGUACUCAUCGCUUGGUCAAGACAUCAUCAUGAUCCUAGAAUCCAGUAGAUUCCAGUAUCACAUUGAAAUUGCUCCUGGGAAGGGGGAUCUCCCAGCACUUAUAGAAAAAACUCGAGGCAAAUAUAUUCUCAUUAUUUAUGAGAAUAUUUUAAAGUAUAUAAACAUGGACUCUUGGAAUCGAAGCCUUUUAGAUAAAUACUGUGUUGAAUACAGUGUGGGUGUCAUUGGAUUCCACAAAACUAGUGAGAAGAGUCUACAGAGUUUUCAGUUGAAAGGUUUCCCAUUUUCUCUGUAUGGAAACCUUGCAGUAAAAGAUUGCUGUAUUAAUCCUCAUUCUCCAUUGCUUCAUGUGACCAAAUCUUCUAAGCUUGAAAAAGGUUCUUUACCUGGAACUGACUGGACCGUUUUCCAGAUUAAUCACUCAGCCUACCAACCAGUGAUAUUUGCCAAAGUUAAAACCCCAGAAAACCUUUCUCCUCCUAUCCCUAAAGGUGCUUUUCAUGCCACUGUCAUACAUGACCUGGGGCUCCAUGAUGGAAUUCAAAGAGUUCUUUUUGGCAACAACUUGAACUUUUGGCUGCACAAGCUCAUCUUCAUAGAUGCCAUUUCCUUCUUGUCAGGGAAGAGACUAACAUUGUCCUUGGACAGGUACAUUCUUGUGGAUAUUGAUGAUAUUUUUGUGGGAAAGGAAGGAACAAGAAUGAACACCAAUGAUGUUAAGGCCCUGCUUGAUACUCAGAAUCUCUUGCGCACACAAAUCACAAAUUUUACAUUCAACCUGGGAUUUUCAGGGAAAUUUUACCAUACAGGAACUGAAGAGGAAGAUGAAGGGGAUGACCGUCUUUUGGGGUCUGUUGAUGAGUUCUGGUGGUUUCCACAUAUGUGGAGCCAUAUGCAGCCGCACCUCUUCCAUAAUGAGUCAUCUUUGGUGGAGCAGAUGAUUCUCAACAAAAAAUUUGCCUUAGAGCAUGGCAUCCCCACUGACAUGGGCUAUGCAGUGGCCCCUCACCAUUCAGGUGUCUACCCCGUACACGUGCAGCUCUAUGAGGCCUGGAAGAAGGUUUGGAAUAUUAGAAUCACCAGCACUGAAGAAUAUCCACACCUGAAACCAGCUAGAUAUCGGAGGGGCUUCAUCCACAAGAACAUCAUGGUUCUCCCGAGACAAACCUGUGGGCUUUUCACUCACACAAUUUUUUACAAAGAAUAUCCAGGAGGUCCUAAAGAGCUGGACAAGAGUAUCCAAGGAGGUGAACUUUUCUUCACUGUGGUCCUCAACCCAAUCAGCAUUUUCAUGACCCAUUUGUCCAACUAUGGGAAUGACCGGCUGGGAUUGUAUACAUUUGUUAAUCUGGCAAACUUCGUGCAGAGCUGGACCAACUUGCGACUUCAGACACUGCCGCCAGUACAGCUGGCUCACAAAUAUUUUGAGCUCUUUCCUGAUCAAAAAGACCCUCUCUGGCAGAAUCCUUGUGAUGACAAACGCCAUAGAGACAUUUGGUCUAAAGAAAAAACCUGUGAUCGCUUACCAAAAUUCUUGGUAAUAGGACCCCAGAAAACUGGAACCACUGCUUUGUAUUUGUUCCUGGUUAUGCAUCCUUCCAUCCUUAGUAACUCCCCCAGCCCAAAAACCUUUGAGGAGGUACAGUUCUUUAAUAGAAAUAACUACCACAGGGGGAUUGAUUGGUAUAUGGAUUUCUUCCCAGUCCCAUCUAAUGUUACCACUGACUUUCUGUUUGAGAAGAGUGCCAAUUACUUCCAUUCAGAGGAAGCUCCUAAAAGAGCGGCUUCUCUGGUCCCUAAAGCCAAGAUCAUCACCAUUCUUAUUGACCCCUCAGACCGAGCAUAUUCCUGGUACCAGCAUCAGCGAUCACAUGAAGACCCUGCAGCGCUGAAGUUCAGCUUCUACGAAGUGAUCUCAGCCGGGCCCCGUGCACCCUCUGAGCUCAGAGCCUUGCAGAAGAGAUGUCUGGUCCCAGGGUGGUAUGCCAGCCACAUCGAGAGAUGGCUUGUUUAUUUCCCUCCCUUUCAGUUGCUAAUUAUCGAUGGGCAACAGCUAAGAACUGAUCCUGCUACAGUGAUGGAUGAAGUACAGAAGUUUCUAGGAGUCUCUCCUCAUUAUAAUUACUCAGAAGCUUUAACGUUUGAUUCUCAUAAAGGAUUCUGGUGUCAGUUACUAGAAGAAGGUAAAACAAAAUGCCUUGGAAAGAGCAAAGGAAGAAAAUACCCUCCAAUGGAUCCUGAUAGCAGAGCGUUCCUAUCCAGCUACUACCGGGACCACAAUGUGGAGCUCUCCAAGCUGCUGCACAGACUGGGCCAGCCCCUGCCGUCCUGGCUGAGGCAGGAGCUGCAGAAAGUGAGAUAGCACUGAGAGAAAGCUCGAGAAUCCAUCUCCAUGGAACGCUCACCUCUCCCAAACUUUCAGAAGCUACCAAAAAGCGGUUGAAAAAUAUACCUCUUCAAAUGAGAAAACAAGAACAAGGUUCUGUCCAUGUGCUGGCACUUGGAUGAUGCGAAAAAAAAAGUGUCUGUUACACGCCUUGAGGCCUAUGGCCUUUCUCUUAGCCCGUAUCUGAGCCUGUGGGGUUAGUGGAGACUACUGUGCAUUCAUGUGGAAAUCAAUCACAACCAAUAUAAAUAUCAAACACAAACGCAGAACUGUUCCAUUUCGUAGUCAUAUUUACACUUUUAUAUAUCAACUAAAAUUGUGUCUCUGUAGAUUUUUAGACCACUGUUUGCCUGUACAAUGAUUUCUUAUUCUUUGAUUCUAUCAAGUGUCCUACAAAACAAGAAGCAAAGUAAACAUCGCAAUGUAGCAUAAAAUGCCAAAGGCCUAACACCCAUGAAAAAUGCUUGCCAAAAUAUAAGUCCACUGAUGUAUUUAAAAAGGAUUAUAAAUUAAAAUUUGUGCUAGAUCAGAGAGUGGGAAAGCUAUCUAUGAGCUUUUCUGCAUCAAAAAUUGUCAUAGCAAAAAAAAAAAGUGAUCUCUCAUAACAUAGUCUAGUGCAUUUAUGUAAAAUAACUAACUUCUCUAUCAUAAUUGUUAUUCUGAAAGAUAGGUUUUAAAUUCACUGGAUGGGAAAGAGAAACACAAUGAGUAUACCAAAACAGUAAAUAACAAUGUAAAGUGUACUGGCCGAAUCCUCUAAAAGGGAGAAACUGUAGAGGUUUGAAGAUAUAUUGGCAAACUACGUCGCUUUUCUGUGAACUGAAGAUCACUGCCUCAGUGGUUCUAUAGAAAUGCUUGCCUAGAAUCUGAGGGAUGUGUCAUCUACAGAAACUGAUUGACUUUUACGUGUAAAUAAAAUUGUUUUUAAUGUUCCCUAGAACAAAACAUAUUAAAUGAAAGUAAGGACAGUUUCUCUAGAUGAUGUUAGAUUAUUUACUUGUCAAUUAUAGAAAAGCUACAUUUUUUCAGAUAAUUCAAAAUGAAAUUCUGUAACUUAGAGAUCUAUUACAAAAAACAAAUUAAUAUAUGAUUUUUAAUAUGGUAUUUGCAAUGAUACAAGGCAGGAAAAGAUAAGCAAAGAUGAGUCCCAUUUUUUUAGAAUAUCUCAUACACAAUUCUCACAGAAGACAAUAGGACGUAGUCCAAUUUAUGGCUUAUCUACUAAAUUAAAUGGAAGAAGUGAAAAAAUGAGCUAGGCAUGGUUCUUACAAUAUAUUUACACUUAAAUUUUUAAUUAUUGUGAUUAGUAAAGUAUUCAAAAAAUGAAUGUCAUACUUAUUUUCUUGUGCUUACAUUUAUUUAAUUUUUAAAUAUACUGUACAUGUAAAAAGUUUAAGUAAUAAAUAAAUUCCCUGCUAUGAUUACAUAAGCUUUUAUGCAAUGUUAUCAAAAGUAUGAUUAGAAAAAAAAAGUAUGCCCUAAUUUUUUCAUUGCCAUUAUAAUGUGUGAAACUAAAGUCUAUAAAUUACUCACUAAAUAAAAAACAAAUUUUGAGAUACUUCCACUUACUAUAAUUUUUUAAACUGCAUUAUAAUUAUUAAUAAAAUUGUUUAAGUUUUAUGUACCCAAAUGCUAUACUAAUUUUUAAAGAAACAAGCUGUUGGCAGAAAGACCUGGAGAAAGAACCAGGUUUUAAGAUCCCUGACAGUAAAAGCAAAGUCAAAGCAUUUGGACAAAUGUGUUAAUCUCAGUGCUCAUGCUUACAGCUAACGUUUUUGAAACAGCAUGUUCCCAACAUGGUAGAAAAAGGAAUAUAGUCUUUAAUCUCCACUAAUUUAAGAAAACUGGCUUAAGGUCAAACAUAGUGAGAAUAGGCCCUUACAGUUGCAUACAGUAUAAUGUUUUCAUUUUGAUAACAUUUCUACUGAUUUAAAAAAAGAAAAGAAAAGAAAAGAAAAACUGAUACAUAGAUCUUUCAAGGAUGAGAUGUGCAUUUCAACUUCAAAACAAAGCUGCAAUUGGUAUAAUUUUGUCUGGGUAAAUUGUGUCAACUAAACAGCACACUCUUAAAAUAAAAUAAAAUUAAAAUAAAUGGCUCACUCUUUAAGAAACGUUUAAAAAAAAAACACACUGGAUGCUUGUGUAAUAAAAAGAAAAAAGAAGAAAUCAUACCAAAAUGUACUCAUUCAUAGUACAGAUAUUAUGCUACUAAGAACAGCAAACCUUUGAAAGGAAUUUUGACCACUCAUUGUAUCUGGGAGGCACCUCAAACUCUAGAGGACCUGAAUAUUUUCUGUAUACUCCAGCUGGUUAUUAUGCUUUUCUGAAAGUGACAUAAAUACACAUGAGAAAAGAAUGAGAGAUAAUGUGAUUUUAAACUAGCUUUGUACAGAAUUCCUUUUUCAUUGCUUCAAAUAUGAAACUUCCUCAGGAAGAAAUGAAAUGGUUAUUUCAGUAUUUAUAGCUAUAAUAUUCUUGUCAUUCACAUUGAAUGAAAAUUAAUGGAAACGUUUUUUUCUCUGAGUUUUUUAAAAUAAAAAACCUGGAUAUAAUUCUGAUAGUAGCAUGGUACCUCAUAUGUACAACAAUAAACUGUGAUAAGAAAAUGAA
Messenger RNA from Sus scrofa (pig), 6079 nucleotides. The record is from RefSeq and is a predicted model, not a curated record. Lineage: Eukaryota; Metazoa; Chordata; Mammalia; Artiodactyla; Suidae.